AUGAUGGUAGAGGACAAUACGGAAUCAGUCGUCGACAGUGAAGUGGUACUAUCUGUUGAAGUUGCAGUUGAUCCAACAGAAGUGCUUGUUGUGAUCCAUAUUGACGUCGUCGUUGUUGCAUCAACUGUUGAUGAUGUUGCAGUUGAGCCAUUCAAGGUUGUAGAUGUCGUCCCUGUCGCAUUUAUUGUUGUUGUAGUUGUUGAUGAUUGUGUUGGUGCCGUUGUGCAAUCGUUCCAUGAUGAAUCACCACAUCUGAAUGACGAUGAUAAUGAUGAUGAAGUCAUAGAUGAGCUUGGCGCAUAUGUGGAAGUCAGUGAGAAUGUACCAGUUGAAGUCAUGGUAGGCUUUCUAGUUGUUGUUGAAGAUUGGCAUCCACCUAGACCUAAUAAUCCAUUGUCACAAUUGUCGCUGGAUGACGAUAAUGAUGAUGAUGAUAAUGAUGAUGAUGUCGUAGAUGGGGUUGAUGUACUUAUGGAAGUCAAUGAGAAGGUAGCUGUUGAAGUAAUAGUUGCUUUUCCAGUCGUUGUUGAAGGAAGGCAUCCGCCUAGACCUAGUAAUUCCCUGUCACAAUUGUCACUUGAUGAUGAGGUUGCUGUUGAUGACAUUAAUGAUGAUAACGAUGGUGAUAACGAUGACGUUAUAGAUGAACUAAGCGUAGAUGUUAUGGAUGAACUAGGCGUACUUGUGGAAGUCAGUAAGGAAGUUGCCGUUGAAGUAAUAGUAGUUUUUCCAGUUGUUGUUGAAGGAAGGCAUCCACCUAAACCUAGUAGUCCCCUUUUACAGUCAUCGCUUGAUAUUGAUGACGACGAUGAUGACGGUGAUGAGGUCAUAGGUGAGCUUGAUAUACUUGUGGAAGUCACUGAGGAAGUUGCCGUUGAAGUAGUAGCUGUUUUUCCUGUUGUUGUUGUUGUUGUUGAAGGAAUGCAUCCACCUAAACCUAGUAGUCCCCUUUUACAGUCAUCGCUUGAUAUUGAUGACGACGGUGAUGAUGGUAAUGAGGUCACAGAUGAGCUUGAUAUACUUGUGGAAGUCACUGAGGAAGUUGCCGUUGAAGUAGUAGCUGUUUUUCUAGUUGUUGUUGUUGUUGUUGUUGUCGAAGGAAUACAUCCACCUAAACCUAGUAGUCCCCUUUCACAAUCAUCGCUUGAUACUGAUGUCGACGAUGAAAAUGAUGAUGAGGUCGUAGUUGAACUUGGCGUAGUUGUAGAGGACAGAGAGAAGGUAGCUGUUGAAGUAGUAGUUGUUUUUCUAGUUGUUGAUGAAGGAAGGCAUCCACCUAGCCCCAAUAAUCCCCUUUCACAAUCAUGA
This is a messenger RNA of Halteromyces radiatus, 1308 nucleotides long. RefSeq lists its product as uncharacterized. The coding region runs from base 1 to 1308 and encodes 435 amino acids. NCBI's taxonomy places the organism in Eukaryota, Fungi, Mucoromycota, Mucoromycetes, Mucorales, Cunninghamellaceae. The record is from RefSeq and is a predicted model, not a curated record. The transcript has 2 exons.